Coffea eugenioides is the source of this 987-nucleotide messenger RNA. Its product is annotated as protein STRICTOSIDINE SYNTHASE-LIKE 11-like. Lineage: Eukaryota; Viridiplantae; Streptophyta; Magnoliopsida; Gentianales; Rubiaceae. Bases 1 to 987 code for a protein of 328 amino acids. Gene Ontology annotation, biological process: biosynthetic process. The record is from RefSeq and is a predicted model, not a curated record. Gene Ontology annotation, molecular function: strictosidine synthase activity. The transcript is spliced from 3 exons.
AUGCUUUCCAUUCUUGUCAUUCUACUUCUCCUUCGUCAUAUACAUGCCAUCGAUCCAUACCAAAAAUUUGCUCAAAUCAACCUCCCUCCUGGAGGACCUAUAGGUCCCGAAUCAGUUGCUUUGGAUCGAUUCAACCAAGGACCCUAUAUCGGUGUUAGUGAUGGCAGAAUUCUGAAAUACCAAGGUCCAACUACUGGCUUUGUCGAUUUUGCUUUUGUUGCACCAAAUAGGAACAAGCAGCUUUGUGAUGGUGCAACGGACCCAGAUUUGGGGCCAACUUGUGGUCGAAUUCUUGGAGCUAGUUUCGAUCCUUUUAGUGGACAACUCUAUAUGGUGGACACAUUCUUCGGACUUGCUGUGGUAGGUCCAAAUGGUGGGAAAGCUACAAUAAUUGCUAACAGUGCAAAUGGUGUCAAAUUCAAUUUCCUCAAUGGCUGUGAUGUUAGUCCAAUUACAAGGGAGGUCAUCUUUACAGAUGGAAGUCAAACAUUUGACAUAAGGGAUGUUAUACGAGGAAACUUUACUCCUGAUUCAAGUGGAAGAUUGAUCAAAUACAUUCCCAGGACAAAUGAGGUGAAGGUGGUGUCGGACGGGCUUUCAGUACCAGCUGGACCUGCAUUUAGCCAUGAUGGCUCAUUUGUGCUGUUUUCAGAAUUCUCCAACAAAAGAAUCAUCAAGUAUCGGCUCAUAGAAGAUACAACUGAAGUUUUUCUGAACUUAACAGCAAAUCCAAUCAAAAUCAAGAGGGCACCAACAUAUGGAGAAUAUUGGGUGGCUGCAAAUAACAUUAUUGUUUCCCAGCCACGCUCGGUUACGCCUUUUGGUUACAAAUUUAAUUUACUUAAACAAAUUCUGAUAACAAAGAAUUUGCAAGCACAAUAUAACAACACUCAAGUCAAUGUGCUACAAGAAUAUAAUGUCAACGGAGGGACAUUAUACAUCGGUUCACGGGUUGCACCAUAUGUUGGCGUGUUUAAUAAAUGGUAA